UAUCUUGGUUGUUAUCGAGACCAAUGGGCGAGAACCCUAGGUGGAAAGAAAACCCGAUCAGGAUCAAUGACAUUUGAAAAAUGUAAAUCAAUUUGUUCCCACAAGAAAAUCAAUUCCGUAUACUUCGGACUAGAGAAUCGAGAUGAAUGCUUUUGUGGAAACUCUAUAACAAGAAGUGUGUUGAAAGAUGAGGGUGAAUGUACACACAAGUGUAAAGGAAACUCCAGACAAGGAUGUGGAGGUCCCUGGAGAUUAGCUGUCUAUAGGAACUCCAAACACACAAAAACCGGCGUUUCAACAAAAGAUCUAUUAGGUUGCUUCAUUGACCAGCGCAGCAGAGUCCUGGAUGGUGGAAGAACAAAAUCUAAAGAUAUGACUCUUGAAAAAUGUAAAAACAGAUGUAUUAGUGAGAAAAAGAAGUAUUAUGGUUUGGAGGUCGGCGAGGAGUGUUUCUGUGGCAAUUAUUUGACUCAAAAGAAGUCUCGACCAAACAAAGAGUGUAUGACCCCGUGUAAAGGGGACAGAACUCAGGCUUGUGGUAGUGGAUGGAGAGUAUUGAUCUACAAAAACACAGCUUAUAAAUCUAGCGUCAUCAGUCAAAAUUUCCUUGGUUGCUACAAAGACCAGCGUUCAAGAACACUUAAGGAUUAUAAAACUACCUCAUCAAAAAUGACGGUCAAGAAAUGUUGGGACAUUUGUCACAAGAAAAAUUACAAAUAUUAUGGAGUACAGGCAAAACGUGAAUGUUUCUGUGGUAACAAACUGACAAAGAAAGUUAAGAAGAACAGUGAGGAGUGCACCCAGCCCUGUUCUGGGAACAAGUCUCAGGGGUGCGGAGGGAGCUGGCGUCUGGCCGUGUACACCAACUCCAAGUUCCCAACGAAAGUUUCUACCACAAACUUCAUCGGCUGCUUCAAAGACCAGUGGUCACGGACUUUAAACGGCGGAAAAACAGUCUCAAAGUCCAUGACGUUGGAGAAAUGUCAGCUGACAUGUGAAAAGAAAAAUACCAAAUAUUACGGUUUAGAGGUAGGGAAGGAAUGUUUCUGUGGGAACUAUUUGACGAAACGUGAAAAGAAGGAUAAAGAGGAUUGUCUAAUGGCCUGUCGGGGGAACAUCAAACAAGGAUGUGGUGGCCACUGGAGGGUACUCAUCUACAAAAACAGGAAAUAUAAAACCAACAUAGUUCAGAAAGAAUUUGUGGGUUGCUACCAAGAUCAGCGGGCGAGAACACUCAAAGACAAGAAGACAACGUCAAAGAAAAUGACUGUUAGCAUGUGUAGAAAAACGUGCCUUGAUUUGAAAAUGAAAUAUUAUGGUCUAGAGGCAACAGAUGAGUGCUUCUGUGGUCUCAAACUAUCAAAGAAAGUGGUAAAGGCUGAUGGUGAGUGUACCAAGCCCUGCAAGGGAGAUAAAUCUCAGGCGUGUGGAGGAAGCUGGAGACUGGCCGUAUACGAAAACCCCGCUUUCCAACACACUGCAAUCGUGAAGAAGGAAUACUUGGGUUGCUACAAAGAUCAAUACUCCAGAACUCUCAAAGAAAAGAAAACGAAAUCCUACUCUAUGACAGUAGACAAAUGUCGGAAGAUAUGCACGGAUCUCAGAUACAAAUAUUAUGGUGUAGAGGCUGCGAGGGAGUGUUUCUGUGGUAACAAACUGACCAAGUCCCACAAGAAGAAGGAUAGUGAGUGCAUGACCCCGUGUAAGGGAGAUCGGGAACAGGCGUGUGGUGGGAGCUGGAGACUGGGAGUUUACCAAAACCCCAACUUCAAACCAACGGCCAUUGUCAAAUCAGAGUUCGUUGGUUGCUACAAAGAUCAAAGAAGCCGAACACUAAAGGCAAAGAAAACCACCUCAAAAUCUAUGACUGUCAAUAAAUGCAGAAAGAUAUGCACGGGUCUAAAAUACAAGUACUAUGGAGUAGAGGCUAGCAAUGAGUGUUUCUGUGGUAACAAACUGACUCAGUCUCACAAGAAGAAGGACGGUGAGUGCAUGACCCCGUGUAAGGGAGAUCGGGAGCAGGCGUGUGGUGGGAGCUGGAGACUGGGAGUUUACCAAAACCCCAACUUCAAACCAACUGCUAUUGUUAAAAAAGACUACGUUGGUUGUCAUGUUGACCAAUGGAAGAGAACUCUUGGCAAGAAGAAAACGAGCUCAAAGACUAUGACUGUUGAUAAAUGUAAGAAAACAUGUGUAGCCGCUGACACCCAAUACUAUGGCCUGGAGAAUGGUAACGAGUGUUUCUGUGGACAUAAGCUGAGUAAGAAGAAGUCUGACAGUGAGUGUAUGAAGCCGUGUACAGGGGACCGUGAGCAGGCGUGUGGAGGAAGCUGGAGGCUCGCUGUGUACAAGAACACUAAGUUUGUACCAUUGACUAUAGUGCAGACAGGAUAUGAAGGCUGUUAUGAAGAUACUCUCAUUAAAAGAACACUAUCCGGAAAGAAAACACGAUCUUCAAGUAUGACUGUGGAAAAAUGCAGAGAUAUUUGCAAAAAAGAAAAAGCAAAUUUUUAUGGUUUGGAGGCGAAAGAUGAGUGUUUCUGUGGCAUCAGCAUGACCUCAGCUAAUAAGAGAUCUGAUACUGACUGCAUGCGUCCCUGUACCGGAAACAAGAAGCAAGGCUGUGGCGGAUCAUGGAGAAUAGCCGUGUAUAAACUACCAACUGUAAAAGCCCCAACAAUUUGUAAAGACACAAAAGAAGAGAUACAGUGUAAUUCCACUGGUGGUGAAAGAUCAGUUUGUAUCGUGCCAAAAGCUGAACUCGUUCUCAGCGUAGACCCUAAGUCAUCGGGCACCGAUUGUGUGGCGGGAAAAACUUAUGGAAGACAUGGCGACGAAGUAUGGGUGUCAGGCAAAUGUGGCGGGAAAUUUGAAGUGUGUUACAGACAAGCCGUCGAAGAGGAAGUUUCAAACGAUUGUAUAAAGACAGCUGAUGGCAGCGAUUACACAGGAACGUGGAAUAAGACCAAGUCUGGCAAAACCUGCCAAGCUUGGUCAUCUCAGAGCCCUCACAAACAUAGCUUUACCUCCCUACCCAACAACUACUGUAGAAACCCUGACGGGGAACCUCACGCCUGGUGUUAUACCACUGAUCCUAACACCAGAUGGGAGUUCUGUGAUCUAAAGCAGUGUGAAGCACCCAAGGCUGGUGAGGCAGAAGAAUGCCUUAGUGAACCUAAAGGUCAAAACUACCUGGGAACCAAAAAUGUCACAAAAUCUGGUUUAACAUGUCAGGCCUGGUCUUCGCAAACACCACACAGUCACUCCUUUGGUAAAAGUCUGGGAAAUCAGGAAAACUACUGUAGGAACCCGGAUGGAGAACCCAAGCCCUGGUGUUAUACAACAAACAAGGACAAACGAUGGGAGUUCUGUGACAUCCCAGAAUGCGCGGAAUGUGAUGUUGAACAAGAAAAGGGUCCAGAUUGCAAAGUGAUUUACAAGAUUUCUGGAAGUUGUCAUUAUGAUUCUCACUAUAGCAACGAAUGUAAAUAUACAGUCAGUCUUAAUAAAGACAGCACCGGAAAUCUAAAGGCAGAUGUAAAAUACGGAACCACAUCGUUCUCACUUGCAGAGGGGAAGGGUGUCAACAAGUGUGCAUACUUUAAGAUAAUCGGAGACUAUAUGGUUAUCGAAGAUAAACUGGCCCAUGGAUAUGGAAUCGCUUGGUUAUGGCACUGGAAAGGAAUGAGAACCACAAAUUCAGUUUGCCAAAACCAUAAAAUGAGCCUGAAAUGUUGGCAUGGUACCGUCAUUAAGAUACACUAUGCUAACUACGGUCGGACAGACUAUUUCACCUGUCCACGUGGGCAUCUGUUGACGGACGAUUGCGUGAAUGAGAGGACAAAGAAAAUCGUCAAACGUCGAUGUAAUGGAAGGAGGCGAUGCAAACUGAAGGCUAGCUCACGAGUGUUUGGUAACUCCUGUCGGGGGACUACUAAAUACCUAGAAGUAACCUUUUCUUGUGUCGAUGCUGAUGAUGACAAACGAAAUGUAGAGCUCGACGAUUAGAAAGUGGCUGUCCAACAGAAAUGAAAUUGAAAUUCGCUGUCAAUAACGUCACUAGAUAAUGGAA
Molecule: messenger RNA, 4072 nt
Organism: Saccostrea cuccullata (small rock oyster)
Lineage: Eukaryota; Metazoa; Mollusca; Bivalvia; Ostreida; Ostreidae
Exons: 35
Coding region: 67-4008 (1313 amino acids)
Cellular component (GO): plasma membrane
Molecular function (GO): carbohydrate binding
Source: RefSeq, a predicted model, not a curated record